This is a messenger RNA of Oncorhynchus keta (chum salmon), 2355 nucleotides long. RefSeq names its product intermembrane lipid transfer protein VPS13C-like. The record is from RefSeq and is a predicted model, not a curated record. The annotation marks the transcript as partial. Gene Ontology annotation, cellular component: extrinsic component of membrane. Lineage: Eukaryota; Metazoa; Chordata; Actinopteri; Salmoniformes; Salmonidae. Gene Ontology annotation, biological process: protein retention in Golgi apparatus; protein targeting to vacuole; mitochondrion organization. The transcript has 20 exons.
GAAAAGCUGAAGGACGGCAUCAGUACCAAGGACCAAGAGAUCAAAGACUGCCAAUAUAUUUUCAAACCCAUCUUUGCCUCUGCUAAAAUGGUAAUCAACCCGAGUGCUGAGAUUGAGCUGAAGUCUCCCAAAGCCAGCCUGCAUCUGGAGGUUCAGAAUGUAGCAGUAGAGAUGACCAGACCACAGUACCUAACCAUGGUGGACCUGCUAGAGUCUAUAGACUGUAUGGUGAAGAAUGGACCCUACAGGAAGUUCAGACCUGAUGUACCUGUACACACAAAUGCCAAGCACUGGUGGAAGUACAGUAUGAACAGCAUCCUGGACGUUCACAUCAGACGUUUCAACCGGAUGUGGUCGUGGUCCAACAUCCGGAAGCACCGCCUCACUCUGAAGACCUACAGGGCAGCCUACAAGGCCAAACUACUGACAACACAGGGUAAACUCAGAGAGGACCAAGAGAAGCAGAUACAGGACCUGGAGAAGAGCCUGGAUGUCUUCAACAUCACGUUGGCCCGGCAACAAGCACAGAUGGAGGUGAUCCGGUCAGGGCAGAAGGUGGUAGCUAAGAAGGCUGUGGCCGGCCAGAAGCAGGGAGGAGGGUUUUUCAGCAGCUUCUUUGGAAGGAAGGAAGGGAAGAAGAAAGAGCAGGAACAGGAAACCCAAGAGGAAGAGGGUUCAGGCAUUGAAGAGUUGAUGUCUGCUGAUGAGAAGGCUAAACUCUACACGGCCAUCGGAUACAGUGGUAGUUCUCACAACCUGGCCUUACCCAAGCAGUACGUGUCAGUGGUGGUGACCUUCAAGCUGUUCCGUACGUCCAUCACGGUGAGGGAGGAGCCCAACGUCCCAGAGAUCCUGAAGAUCCAGAUGAUCGACCUCAGCACCACCGUGUCCCAGAGACCCGGGGCGCAGGCCAUCAAGGUGGAGGCAGCGUUAGAACACUGGUACGUAACAGGGUUGGAACAGCAGGGAGCUGUCCCCUCUCUCAUAGCGUCAGUAGGGGACUCCACCUCCUCUCUGCUCUCCAUCCUGUUUGAAGUCAACCCAGAGGACAGUGUUGCAGAGCAGCUGCUCAGAGUCCACUCCCAGCCUGUAGAGAUCAUCUAUGACUCGUUGACAGUGAACAGCAUGGCAGAGUUCUUUAAGACAGGGAAGGGAGUGGACCUGGAGGUGUUGACUUCAGCUACUCUCUCCAAGCUGGAGGAGAUUAAGGACAAGACAGCCACUGGUCUGUCUCACAUCAUUGAGACCCGGAAGAUUCUGGACCUGAAGAUUGACCUAAAGCCUUCAUACCUGCUGGUGCCUAAGUCUGGCUUCUACCACGCCAAGUCUGACCUGAUGAUCAUAGACUUUGGUAGUCUACAGCUGUUGAGUGUGGACCAGGGAAACCCCCAGUCUUUAUCACCCAGUUUCAGUUCCCUGGAGGAGAUUAUGGACCGUGCCUACGAGAAGUACUCACUGGAGCUACGAAGUGUCCAGGUCCUUUACAGCAAGUCAGGUGAGGAGUGGAAGACGGCCCGUCAACGUGGUUCCUCUGUACAGCACAUCCUGCAGCCCAUGGACUUCAGCCUCCAGCUGGCCAAAUGCAUGGUGGAGAAGGACACCAGGAUGCCCAGAUUAAAGGUGUCUGGAGAACUGCCUCUCCUCCAUGUGAAGAUCUCAGACCAGAAGAUCCAGGGAGUGUUGGACCUGGUCAACAGCAUCCCCCUGCCCCAGAGGGAUUCCACCCCUUCCACCCCCACCCAGAAGAUGCUGUGUUUGUCUGAGGCCAGGCCCAACGUCCUGGGUUUACAGCCCACCGUCCUGCUGGAUGCAUUAGAGACAGACUCAGAUGGAGAGUCAUAUUAUAUGUCUGUGGAUGAGGAGCACCAACCCUCCGUCAUAGAGGAACUGACUGACGUACACUUCAAGUUUGAAGUCAAAGCGGUACGAAACUCCAACAACCAGCCUCUGCACCUGAUCAGCUCCUCAGACAAACACGGCUCAGACCUGCUCAAAGUGGAGUACACCAAAGCUGAUAUCAACGGGCCUAAUUUCCAGACAACGUUUGACAACACUGAGCAAAACCUGAAGGUGGAGUUGUCGUCUCUAGACUUUCUCCUCCACACCAAAGCGCUCCUCUCCACCAUCAACUAUCUGACCACAGCCGUACCCCAGGAGCUGACAGCCUCCAAGGACAGAGAGGCCAAGAAACAGGUGGAGAAGGCUGGACAGGGGAAGACAGUGUCUAAAGGACCAACAGACAGCAAUGUGGUCACCUUCAAACUGUCUGCUGAACUGGGUUCAUUCCGUGUGGAGGUGUGUGAUGACCGCGGAACAUCGCUGACAUCACAAUACAAGUGUAUGAACAGUGUAUGA